Messenger RNA from Oreochromis aureus, 2059 nucleotides. RefSeq names its product cytochrome P450 3A40-like. The record is from RefSeq and is a predicted model, not a curated record. Lineage: Eukaryota; Metazoa; Chordata; Actinopteri; Cichliformes; Cichlidae. Gene Ontology annotation, molecular function: heme binding; steroid hydroxylase activity; iron ion binding. The transcript has 13 exons. Bases 93 to 1589 code for a protein of 498 amino acids.
ACUCCUCCCACCACACAGAGGCAGAGGCUUUAAAAACACAGAUUUUCCAGCCGCCUUCCUCACCUGUAGCGCUUUGUCGGAAAGAAGUCGCAAUGUUUUUCACGCUGUUUUCAGCAACCACAUGGACUUUGCUGGUCCUGCUUUUCACGCUGAUAUUACUGUACGGAUUAUGGCCAUAUCGGUUCUUCAAAAAGCUGGGGAUACCUGGACCGAGGCCCCUGCCUUAUAUUGGAACGAUGCUGGGCAUAAGAAAGGGACUUCUUGGUUUUGACCUAGAGUGCCAUGCCAAGUAUGGGGACGUCUGGGGGUUGUACGAUGGACGAACGCCGUUGUUAAUGGUGGCCGAUCCUGAGAUUGUUAAAACCGUGAUGGUGAAGGAGUGCUACUCUGUGUUCACCAACCGCAGGGAUGCUGGUUUUUUCACCGGACCUAUGGAUGACGCUGUUGUAGUAGUCAAAGAUGAAAGGUGGAAACGAAUUCGCAACAGCGUGUCUCCAUGCUUCACCAGUGGAAGACUGAAACAGGUUUUCCCCCUCGUUGCUCGCUAUGCAGAACGACUGGUUGCAAAACUUGAGGAAACAAAUUUGGACGAACCCAUCACUGUCAAACAGUUUGUGGCUCCUUACAGUUUAGACACUGUGACCAGUGCUUCUUUCAGUGUGGAGAUAGACUCCAUAAACAAUCCAAAUGAUCCAGUUAAUGUUCAAGUCCAAAAGCUCCUUAAAUUCAAAAUGUGGCUUUUCUUAUUCAUAAUGGCAGUUCCCUUUGGUGGACGUCUGGCAAAGUUCCUGAACAUGGAAAUCAUACCCAAGGACAGCGUUGCCUUUUUCUACAACCUCCUCAAGAAAUUUAAAAACCAGCAUCAUGAAGACAAAUCUGCUCGAGCAGACUUCCUGCAGGUGUUGAUCCAGAGUGAGAUCCCAGAAAAGACGUAUAAGAACGAUGAAGAACAGCCAAGUAAAGGUUUGACUGAACAUGAGAUCCUUUCCCAGGCCUUGGUCUUCAUCUUUGGAGGCUACGACACCACCAGUACCGCACUAACUAACAUCCUUUAUAAUCUGGCCACCAACCCUGAUGCGUUGCAGACCUUACACAAAGAAAUUGAUGCUAACCUGAAGAAAGAUGCACCCAUUUCAUAUGAAGAGCUGACCGGUCUACAGUACCUGGACCAAGUUAUACUUGAAUCCAUGCGACUGAUUCCCACUGCCCCUCGCCUUGACAGGGUGUGCAAAAAAACUGUGCAAGUGAAUGGACUCACCAUCCCUGAAGGAACCACAAUUGGGAUUCCUGUGUGGGUGUUGCACAAAGACCCACGCUACUGGGACUCACCUGAGCUUUUUAGACCAGAGAGGUUCAGUAAAGACAGCGGGGAGGAGGUGAACCCAUACGCGUUCAUGCCAUUUGGACUCGGCCCUCGUAACUGCGUUGGGAUGCGCUACGCCAUCCUUGUCAUGAAGAUGGUUAUUGUCUGUCUCUUGCAGAAGUACACUUUGGAAACAUGCAAAGAGACCAUGAUUCCACUUCAGUUUGACUGGAAGUUUCAGCCAGUUCAGCCUGUAAAACUCAAGUUUGUUCCCAGAAAUCAGUAGUCUGAGAGGGAACGUCUCCAUCCUAUCAAAAAAAAUCCUAUCAAACAUUUUAUUGUAUGAUUUUCUUUUAAUGUGGGGCAAGUGCUGCCAUAAGGACAUUCAGUAUGCAAUUUUUUCUGCUGCUUAACUGUAAAAUGUUAAAUCAGUGCAGUGUAAAUAUUUGAAUUUUCUUGCAAUAUUAAUAAAUCAAAUGUAUUUUAAUUACUUUUCUUUAAAUUGUGUUGAACUUUUUUCAGAAAGCUAACUUUACUAAUGGUUUACUGUAUGAAUUUCCUGAUAACCAUCUUUGAUUUGUGCAAACAUAUUAUUCUGUGACACUUUAUCUUUAGGUUUGCCUUUAUUAUUUUUGUCUUGUUUUCCGUCAUGCAUGAGCUUUAUACAAAUGAAUAAAUAAAAUUACAAUUUGAAAUCUAGAGACUUAUCAGAAUAUCUCUUGGGACAGUUAAGUCCAUGAAAUAAGCUGCUGGCAG